AUGAAGAAGAUGGAAUGUGAAAUGGAACAGGUGUUCGAUCAGAAGGCUCGCGAGAAGCACGCCAAGUUGAAGGAGUCCGAAGCAGAGCUGGCUCGGCGGCACGAGGCCACGCGGCGUGCGCUCGAGGCCCAGGCCCGGGACCUGGAGGAGAGGCAGCGAGCGCUCCGGGCCGAGCAGGCCGCCUGGGAGAGGGACACAGGGCUCUCGCUCGAUGAUCUGCGUAGGAGGUCGCUUGAGGCCAACAGCAAGGAGAGGACGGGCUGCUGGUGUACCGUUAACGCGACGUACGUAGCCCAGAGCUUAAAGGUGGCUGAUAAAGCUUUGGACAUUAGCUACCACACUGUUGUCAUAAUAACAUACUCACCACCGUAUAACACUCGCAGCCCCGAGCCAAUAUACUAA
Danaus chrysippus (African queen) is the source of this 402-nucleotide messenger RNA. The record is from the annotation of a GenBank genome assembly. NCBI's taxonomy places the organism in Eukaryota, Metazoa, Arthropoda, Insecta, Lepidoptera, Nymphalidae.